Branchiostoma floridae (Florida lancelet) is the source of this 1048-nucleotide messenger RNA. Its product is annotated as basement membrane proteoglycan-like. Gene Ontology annotation, biological process: axon guidance. Lineage: Eukaryota; Metazoa; Chordata; Leptocardii; Amphioxiformes; Branchiostomatidae. The transcript is spliced from 5 exons. The coding region runs from base 48 to 470 and encodes 140 amino acids. Gene Ontology annotation, cellular component: basement membrane. Gene Ontology annotation, molecular function: extracellular matrix structural constituent. The record is from RefSeq and is a predicted model, not a curated record.
GAAUCUGUCUUUUUUUUCAGAAUUGCAAAGACAACACGGAAGGGAACAUGUGUGAAAGGUGUAAGACUGGCUUCACCGGUGACGCCUCCAAAGGAACACCAAACGACUGCAAACCCACUCAGUGCCGCUGCAACAAACACUCUGACACCUGUCCGGACGGCGUGUGCAAGGAUUGCCAGCACCACACGACCGGAGCGUACUGUGAGAUCUGUCAGCCUGGCUACUACGGCAUGGCGACGGGACAGACUCCUGACGACUGCAAGAAGUGCCCCUGCCCUCCUCGGACGGUGAUGUGUGUAGAAGUGCCCGGGGAAGCCCAGCCGAAGUGCUUGGGCUGUGAGGACGGCUACACAGGAGACAAGUGUGAGGAAUGCGACGCAGUGAACGGGUUUGAGGCUCUGAAUGGGGGUCCCACGGCGCCAACCGGCUGUUGCGUCAGGAAGGGCGUGUCCAGCUGCCCCUCCGGCUAGCCUCAAGCUUCACUGUGCGAUCAGCUUUGUGGUUAUGCGACUGAAGUGUGUUGAUUUUACACAGGACAAUUUUUUAAGACAUUGUGAUUUAAGAUAUCAUUAGGAUUAAAAUGCAUUAUACAUGAUGAUUAAAAUGUGAUAACAGCAGUAAUAACGUUUUUGCGGGCAUCGCAAACGAAUGAACGAUAGUGGGACCUUUCUGUGUCUGUUUGAUCACCUCCCGCUCAGCAACAUCGAGAUAAAGAAGCUAGGAAUAUCGGUACAUAUGAUAGACCUGUAGUCUUCAAACCCUGUGCAAGUCAAGCCUGUACAAGCGGCUAGCUCUACAUAAGGACCACCUGACCAACGUGACCACGUUUUGGUGGUCUUUUCCGUUGACUCAAACACUACGAACCCUACGCUGUUUUUAAAAUACUACGCUGGUUAAGUACUAAAUCAUUGAACAUAAUCAAAUGGUGUGUAGAAUUUAUUUGAAGAUUGUUUAUUUAUCCUGUCUCAAUACAUUGUCUAAUCAACACGUUAUUCUAACAUCAUUUGCAUUGUAUUACCGAUUAAAAGUCAAUGUCUUCAUUGCGAAA